Messenger RNA from Neodiprion fabricii, 652 nucleotides. RefSeq lists its product as uncharacterized. The transcript is spliced from 3 exons. Lineage: Eukaryota; Metazoa; Arthropoda; Insecta; Hymenoptera; Diprionidae. The coding region runs from base 56 to 454 and encodes 132 amino acids. The record is from RefSeq and is a predicted model, not a curated record.
CAAAGAGACCAAAAAAGACGGUACUUUCACAAUCGACUGCGUACCAUGUAGCUGGAUGCGAUCCGACCAUGAAAAUGGACACAUGUUGGCGAAAUUUGCACCACCACCAUACGGAAACAAAACAGCUAAUAAAUUAUUAGAAUCAUUGAUAAAAUCACAAAGCCCUGCUUUGCCGAAUUGGCCAGAAUAUGUCGUAGAACUUGUUGGUCAUGCAGACACAUAUGAGAAAUCUAUUGAAAGACUAGGCAUUUUGCAAAACGAUGAAUUUGCUUAUACAACAGAUUCUGACAACACAGGACAAGAAAAGGCAUCUCAAAUAACUGAAAAAAUAAAGAAAGAGAGCUUAGAAAAAAUCAUGGAAGUGCCAAGACUUGAGAGCGAUGAUUCAGGUGAAUUGGAAAACGAUACGAGGCAAGAUGAUGACGCGUGCAAUGGAACCCGCGCGCCGAUGUGACGUGCCGCGCUAGAUAAAUUAAUUGUUUUCCUCAAAUAAUAAUAAUUUCUCCAUCAAUUAAAAAUACGUUAUGGAUAAAAAAUUUGACGUAGAAUACGAUGGUUGUGCUAAGAACUCGCUACGAGGUUGGGGCAAUUGGUAAAAAUCGAUUGAAAGAUUUUAAUUGUUUAUAACAGUAUAAAUUUCGGAAUAAUCGUU